Molecule: messenger RNA, 426 nt
Organism: Pomacea canaliculata
Lineage: Eukaryota; Metazoa; Mollusca; Gastropoda; Architaenioglossa; Ampullariidae
Product: CCAAT/enhancer-binding protein gamma-like
Exons: 1
Coding region: 1-426 (141 amino acids)
Biological process (GO): DNA-templated transcription; regulation of transcription by RNA polymerase II
Molecular function (GO): DNA-binding transcription factor activity, RNA polymerase II-specific; RNA polymerase II cis-regulatory region sequence-specific DNA binding
Source: RefSeq, a predicted model, not a curated record
AUGGCCCCAAGAAAGAACUACGACAGCAGUGGAAGUGAAAACCAGGGGGAGGGACGGAGUCGGUCUAAUAGUGGCUCAAAGCGGAUGCUGCCUGAAAAAGAAAGUGAGGAUUACAAGAAGCGGCGGGAGCGCAACAACAUAGCUGUUCGCAAGAGUCGGCAACUGAGUCGAAUGAAAGCGAAAAUCACGCAGGAAAAGGUGUCUAAGUUGAGAGAGGAAAACCAGAAGCUGGAGCAGAGGGUUCAGAUCCUAAGCAAGGAACUGAGCGUUUUGAGAGACCUCUUUUUAUCCAGUGCAGAAACCUCAGCUGCAAACUCAGUGCCUGAAAAUACCUUCCAGGGAAAAGUAGGGAACAGCUAUGAGUUUGACCAAGUGUUUGAAAACAAAGCUGCUGUUCAGACUGACCACAAGUGUUCCACAGCCUAG